UUCCACAGAAGAAGCUGCUGUUAAAAAAAUCAAAUGACUCCUGUAAAAUUAUAGGUCUGUAGAUUUUAGGGGUGCUUCCUUGGACUUAAAAUGGUCUGCUUUUGACUUUCUCGUUGUAGUGUUUGAACGUAUUCCUUCCAAAUUGUCGUUUUAAGCCAUUGUUCAAAUAAACUAUCAUUUAAAAUUAGAUUCUCAUUCCUAGGAUCAAUUUCUUCUAAAAAAUAUCACCUGCUUUUAAAGCUAUGGUAGUUUAAGUAUCUUGAGGUCUUGUUCACAAGUGAAAGAUGUAUCGGGAGAUCGAUGGGCGGAUUGGUGCUGCGUCUGCAGUGAAGCGGACAUUGUACCUGUCUGUUGUGUAAAGAGAGAACUGAGCCGGGAGGCAAACCUCUCAGUUUACCAGUCAGUCUACGUUCCAACCCUCACCUAUGGUCACAAGCUUUGGGUAAUCACAGAAAGAACGAGAUCGCGGAUACAAGCGGCCGAAAUGAGUUUUCUCUGGAAGCUGGCUGGGCUCUCCCUUAGAGAUGGGGUGAGCAGCUCAGUCAUCUGGGAGGGGCUCGGAUCUGCUGCUCUAGAUCUGCUGCUUUUCCACAUCGAGAGGAGACAGUUGAGGUGGUUCGGGCAUCUGGCCAGGAUGCCUCCUGGACACCUCUCUGGUGAGGUUUUCCGGGCACGUCCACCCAGGAGAAGACCUAAAGGAAGACCCUGGACACGCUAGAGGCACAAUGUCUCUCGGCUGGCCAGGGAACACCUUAGGAUUCCUCCGGAGGAGCUGGCCCAAGUGGCUGAGGAGAGGGAAUUCUGGGCCUCCCUGCUAAGGCUACUGCCCCCGCGACCUGACUCCAGAUAAGAAGAGAAUGAAUAGAUGGAUGGCACAGCCCUGCCCAUGCAUUUUAUGUCAUCACUAAAAUUCUCAUUUUGCAUGCCAGAAACCUGAAAUAGCUGUAUUCUAGAAGAUACUGUGAAUUAGUACAAGUCAACACAACAUUCCUGUAAAACGUAACAAAUAAAAAACUGUUUAUCAGAUCGGACUUUAACAUAAUUUUUAAUUAAUUUCUACUUAUUUCUGUCCUUUAAAAAUCUUACGAUUUAUCAUGAGUUUAGAUAUGUCCAACAGCACUUGAAUGCAUCAAUUUUCUGUGAAAAGAGAAUAGACUUGCAUCCUAUACAUAUUAGUAAAAACAAAGUUUAGCAUUGUUCUGACAAACUUUUCACACAGCACUUAAAAUCAAAAAGUCCAAAUGGAGAGUUACGGCUUCCCUUGUGGGACUCUUCCCACAUCCUGACGUCAGCUGAACACAAACGUUUUCCUCCCCAUUCCAGCGUCCAGCAGAAGCAUUCCCACAUCUGCUCAACAGCAGCAAUCAGAGGCUUUAGAAACAGCUGAUCACAGCCAUCCGUCUGUCCCGCACACACCAAACCCACUCAUGUCCAUCAGUCACAAGCUUUUCUGAGACUCCUCCAGUCGGGAUGUACUUCAGCCUCGCUGCUCCUCUCCUCUGUCUGCUGCUCUGUGCACCUGUGGCUGACAUGUGCUUGGCUUAUGUCACCCACAGCAGCUUUAUCCCUUAUUCCUGCAGCCAGGAACCACAGCCCUGCAGCGCCUCCUCGCUUACAGACUGCAGGUGCAAAAACAUCCAGCUCUCCUCUCUGCACUGGCCUCUGUCGCGCUCCACUCCUGUUUUUCAGAAGAAACAUUUAACCGUUUGGUUCACGUCGCCAUCCAACGUGGUGCGUCUGCUCAACAACUCCGAAGUGAGACACCUCACGCUUAUCUACUGCGGUCCUCCAGGAGAGGCCAGGAGGACAGCCUCGCUUCCUUUGAAGGAGCAUUUUGCUGUGCAGAAACUGGAGAGGCUGACACUGUUGAACGUGCCAGAGAGGCCUUUUCAUCGGUGCUCAGAUGCAAAUAGAGUCAAAAGCACAAACACUGACCUGAACAGUGAUUUUGGCUUUUAUUUUGACUCAAACAGAUACAACAGGGACAAAGACACUAAUGUGGACUUUGCCGUAGACUCAGUGAGAGAUUCUUUGACUGCGUCCCCAGUCCAAGACAUCCACCUGGGCAGGGAGCUCGGAGCAGCUUUUCAUGAACAGGCCAGGCUGGGAAUCAUCCACAGCUCUGUGCUGGACUGGGGAGCAGUGAUCAAGGCCUACACGGUCCAAACACACAUAGACGGAGAUGGUGUGCUGCCUUUCCCCGACCUCCACCUGGCAAAACUACCGGAGACGUCCGUCAUAUAUGUCAGCUUUGUGUACUGAUAAACAAAAGGAUCCAGUGUUUAAGGCACAUGCUUUAUUUUUGGUCUUCAACCGAAAAGCAAAACUAAACCUUGGGAGAAUUAAGUUUAAUGUUUUUCUUUGGAAAACUAUUUGGUUAUCAUUUGUAAAAUAUGUAUUUAUAUUUUAACUAUUUAUUCUGCAUGUUUCAGUCUUAGAUCUAGUUUUUGCUGAGAAACAACAGAGCUAAUUUCAGUGGAUAGUGGGUCUUUCAGUUCACCUUUGACCUCUGGUUACCUUUUUGAUCAGGAAUUAAACUUGUUCCCUUCUCAGACUAAACCGCUAGGUGGCAGCAAAUACAAAUGUUGGGUGUGGGGAGCAAACAUUUUUAUAAACAUAUUUAACAGAUUUUUUUUCUUUUUCUUUUUCAUAUUUAUACGGAAGUCCCAAUAUUAUUAAGAGUUAAUAACGAACGGGUUGGGUAUUUAUAGGAUUUAAAUUAACAGCACCACGAUUUGUUUUAGUUCACCUCUGCAAAUUAUUUAGUUUUAUUGAUUCUGUGUUCAUACUUCACAAAGUGCACAAACUAACUUAGACAAAUUGUAUACGUAUAUUUUAAAAUAUUGCCUACAUCUGGCUUUGCACACAUAAAUCCUUAGAAUUAAUAUAUUUUGUAAAUUUCCCUUUUUUAGCGAGUAAGAAGAAAAAUCACAUUUACGGGCGCCUCUUAUCAGACGCAUCCGCAUAUUUUAAAUAUGUAAGUUGUUCUGGGAGCAUGUUGGUGUGUUUAGGAGGCGCAGCUGCGUGUGUCUGCAGACGCUCCUGUUUGUUUCUGUCCUGUUUAAAGAUGCUCCAGCCGCCUCUGCUGACACCUGCUAGAGAGCUGCUGAUUUACAUGAUAAACGCGCUGAAUGCAGACUGAUACAGCCUGUUGAUCCCUG
This is a messenger RNA of Nothobranchius furzeri (turquoise killifish), 3161 nucleotides long. RefSeq lists its product as uncharacterized. NCBI's taxonomy places the organism in Eukaryota, Metazoa, Chordata, Actinopteri, Cyprinodontiformes, Nothobranchiidae. The record is from RefSeq and is a predicted model, not a curated record.